CCGGAAGCGCGGGGGACGGAGCGCGGAGAAGCGCUAGCGCCGGUCGCAGCCUCCAGCAGCGGCGAGCGGGCCGCGGCUUCGGGGUCGGCCGCCAGCCCGGAGUCCUCGGGAAAGGUUUCGCUGUGGUAUAUUUUGUCAUUAUGAGAUGUCGUCUACCAGUGCUUCAUUUGUGCAAAUUAGAUUUGAUGACUUGCAGUUUUUUGAAAACUGCGGUGGAGGGAGUUUUGGGAGCGUCUAUCGAGCCCGAUGGAUUUCUCAGGACAAGGAGGUGGCUGUAAAGAAGCUGCUCAAAAUAGAAAAGGAGGCAGAAAUACUCAGUGUGCUCAGUCACAAAAACAUCAUUCAGUUCUAUGGAGCUGUGAUCGAACCUCCAAAUUAUGGCAUAGUUACAGAGUAUGCUUCUGCUGGCUCACUGUUUGAUUACAUUAAUAGUAACAAAAGUGAAGAGAUGGAUAUGGAUCAUAUCAUGACCUGGGCAACUGACAUAGCUAAAGGCAUGCACUACUUACACAUGGAAGCUCCAGUCAAAGUAAUCCACAGAGAUCUGAAGUCCAGGAACGUUGUUAUAGCUGCUGAUGGCGUGUUAAAGAUCUGUGAUUUUGGUGCCUCAAGGUUCCAUUCACAUACAACACACAUGUCGUUAGUGGGUACUUUUCCAUGGAUGGCCCCAGAAGUUAUUCAAAGUCUCCCAGUGUCUGAGACGUGUGACACGUACUCAUACGGAGUGGUUCUCUGGGAGAUGCUAACAAGGGAGGUCCCCUUUAAAGGCUUGGAAGGAUUACAAGUAGCUUGGCUUGUAGUGGAAAAAAACGAGAGAUUAACCAUUCCAAGCAGUUGUCCCAGAAGUUUUGCAGAACUGAUGCAUCAGUGUUGGGAAGCUGACUCCAAGAAAAGGCCAUCUUUCAAGCAGAUAAUUUCAAUUCUGGAAUCCAUGUCAAACGACAGCAACCUUCCAGACCAGUGCAACUCAUUCCUGCAUAACAAGGCGGAGUGGAGAUGUGAAAUUGAGGCAACCUUAGAGAGACUAAAGAAACUGGAGCGUGAUCUGAGCUUUAAAGAGCAGGAACUAAAGGAACGGGAGCGACGUCUGAAGAUGUGGGAGCAGAAGUUAACUGAACAGUCCAAUACUCCUUUUCUCUUACCUCUUGCUGCAAGAAUGUCUGAGGAGUCUUACUUUGAAUCUAAAACAGAGGAGUCAAAGAGUGCAGAGAUGUCAUGUCAGAUCACAGCAACAAGUAACGGGGAGGUAGCUGGCAUGAACCAAAGUCUGAAGGCCUUGAUGAUGACGGGCUUUGGGGAUGUCUUCUCUCUGAACCAAGCAGGAUCUGUCCUGCGUUCUGGAAUGCAGAUAAACAUGCAAGCCAAAAAGAAUUCUUCUAAAACCACCUCUAUGAGAAAAGGAAAGAAAAUCAACAUGGCUUUGGGUUUCAGUGAAUUCGACUGGUCAGAUGACGAUGAUGAUGAUGAUGAUUUUGAUGACACAGAUGAUAGCAGCGAAUGAAAUCAGUUACAGAAUUAAAUCUGAAAUCGGUUUUAGCAAAGCAAAACAAUAAAGUUUAAGAACAAGAAUCCUGUCAGUUUGGUCUGUUCAAAUCCUGUAAAAGAAAAAAAGUGAGACACUUUCCAGGCCGAGCAUGUUUGUGUGUAGGAAGACAUUGUUCUUGUUUAGAUUGUGUUGACUUAUUUCUGUUUUGAUGAAAUUUGGUACUAAACUUCCAAAGUAAUUGGGAUUACUAUUAAGAACUAUGAUUAUGUCUGUAAUUCUUGAUGCCUGAUUACAGAAACUAUGGCUUGAUAAACUAAAGAACUGAAAACACUGGGGGAAACUUCAAUGCCUUUAAUGCAAUUAAUGUACUGCAAAUUUUUCUUUUUUUUUUUGUUUGUUUGUUUGUUUGUCACUAUCUUUACCCCUUUAAUUGUCAAUCAUAUGAAUAUACUUGUGCUUUCAGAUUUGCUGUUCUCUGCAAUCCAAUCUUUCUCACUGUUGCAGUGAAGGGGUUUGCUGUGUUUCUAUUUUAAAGCUUUUUCAAGGUGAGGUUAUGGGAAGUCACAAAUACGUUUCUAGGAAAAGAGAAGCUUAGCUGAGAGAAAUAAAAGGGUAAGCUAAAUAUACAGUUUAAAAACCAAAUAGCAGCAGAAUCCAGAUAAUCCCUAUUAGUAGAUGGUUUGUAUAAAUGCUUUUCCCCUUGCGUGUGUGUGCAUGUGUAUAUAAUUCACUCGAGCAAAGCGAACUGCAAUCAGACUUCUGCAUCCAUUAUCAGACAUUGUGAUCUAGAAGCUAAUUUUCAGUUAUGUUGAUGUAAAUCCAGGAAGCCUCAUUAACUUUGAUGUACUUACUCUGGUACCUGAGAGUAAAAAUGGGUGUUAGCAAAUUUUGAUUCUGUUGCAUCUCUGUUUUGUGCUAUCCUUUUAGCACUGUUUUGUGCUAUCCUUACAAAAGGACAAGGAAAAGUCAUGGUGACAUUUCAGCUUGGACCCUACUUCUGUGGCCUAUGUGAAAUUCUCAGUGGUGGCAGUUAUAUGAGGAAUAUUUACAGGUCCCUGAGUAUCUGUUUUUUUUUUGCAGCUAAAUCACUUUUAAAGCAUUGCCACUACUGUUAUGACUUUCCAUAAAACUCGGCAUGUAACAAUCUGCUGCAAUAAUUGCCUGCCAGGCACUUGUGUUGAGAGCAGUGAGUAUUUUUCUCCUGAUGACCCCUUUAGCAGUAAUGCAGGAGGAGGGAGGGAAACUGGCACAAACACAAAUGCAGGUUAGGAAGGAAGCUGAUGUAAAACACUUGCCCAAGGAAGAAGGACAGCAUUUCAAAAGACAAAUGUUACUGUCUAGUUCAGCUACAGUGGGAAUAAGUUGUCAAAAUUCCAUUCUCUAUUACUGGAGGGGUUUCUUUUAUGAAAACUUCUGUUUUUGAGUGGCUUCUUUAAUUAUAGGCUUGUCUGUUACACAGCUCUAACCUAUGUAUUACAUGAGUAUUUUUGUAGAUUGCUUAGAGAAAAAUGGAUACAUUAGAUAGCAGCAGGCCUGAAAUCAUUACAUGUUCAAACAACAAAAGAGAAAGUUCUUUGAAGGAGUUUUCCCAGAGUAUGAGUGGGGCACUUCUUUGCAAUGUGAGACAGAAUUGUUUUAUUCUGAAACCCCAGCACUGGUCUGGUAGCCUGCGAGGCAGUGAGUGCUUCGGCCAGAGCUGGCGUGCUCCACUCAGUUUUCACCAGUCUAGGCCCUCCAGAAUGCUUCCUUUCAAGUAGGAUAUCAUUCCUCAUUCCCCUUCUUCCUAACAGUUGCAGGUUCAUUGGCUUGAAGUGAACCCUCAUGCAUCAGGAGGCUUUUUCAUGUCUGAAUUGUAAUAUACGUGAUGUGAUAAGCUUACUCAGUAUCCUGGAGGCGACAUGCUCCUCAGUCACAGGUAGGGAUGGCAUUUUAGGUCCAUCAAAGCAAUGUGACUUUAGAGAGAAGAGAUACUGAAAGAAUAAACUGGAAAUAAGAACAAAUAGGCUAUUUCCAGUGCAGAUUUGCACUCUAAGUUUGUCUGCUAACACCCAGAGCAGUUAUAUUAUUUUUUUUAACUUCCACAUUGCACACAGGAAAAUUUGAUCUAGUAUGUACACUUAGGAUGUGUGUCGUUGCGCAGAGAUUAUUGUACCACAUAUGCAGUGUAGUGUUGUACAGCUUUAACUGAAAACAAAAUUUUGUUCAGUAUGAUCAGCGUUCAGAAAUUACUUGUCCCUAGCACUGAUGUUUUGCACUUUUUUUAGGAUCUGACACUCUCAGAGCACUUUAUGCAUAUUUAUAUUUGUGUAAGUUUUAAUUGAAUUUUUACAUUCACUCCUUAGUGUUUACAGAAUUAAAAAUAGUCCUUGAGUAGUACACUACAGGAAUUCUUAGUUAAAAAAUACCCAAAUUUGGGUCUCUUUCCAAAUUUUUAUACUUAUUACCCAUGCGUGUAUCUUAUUUCAGCAGAAUAUUAUCAGAAUUUGGUAACAUGCCCCUAGGAGUUUUGACUAUUUAUUUAGUUCCAGUUCUUUUUAUUGGGAAAAAAAAAAAAAAAAAAGAAGAAAGAAAAAGUUUUAUUCUUUACCUUCUCCACACUUUGCUUCUCAAAGCAAGUUUAGCUGUAUUAAGAAAAAAUUUAGAUUCUCUUAAAACAACUUGCUUUGUGCUUGAAGUAGCAAAGAUCUCUGAAUUGUUAAGAAAGUUAAGAUAUGACAGAUAACAUAUGAUAGGCUCUGUUGGUGCAGUUCUAUCAUCACAGUGUUAUACUUAGGAUAUUGGCUAUGCUUAUAAGAAAAAAACGAUAUUGAUUGAAUUUUUACUUUCUGUGAUGGCUUUUAUAACAGAUGUCUGCAGUUUACAAGCCAAAAAUUGUAUGUGAGAAUCAGCUGUGUUGUUUCUGCCUCUGACAAACUCCUAGCUAGAUAAAGAUUUUGGAAGCAUCUCUGGUGGGCAGGUGUGUUGUUUGGAGGAGGUCAUAAUAUUUUCAUCUUCCAGACCUGAUUUUGCUCUGCCGUGCAAUCUGGCCUGUUUUUCUACCCAUGUCAGCAGCACAGAAGCCCACAGCCACUUGCUGUGCCAGCUUAGGAAAGCAUUAAUCAAACCCCAGAGGUGUUGCUGUACUUGACAGAGGGGAAAUGCAAGAACUGGGCCUCAGCUUCUCAUUUUCACCAGGCUGUUGUUCUGCCAACAUUUACUAGGGUGGCUCAAGAGAAGAAUGGUGAGGAUUGUCUGUUGGCUCGCUUAAAGAUACAGAGUGAGCUGGGACCAAGACAGGAUGUCCUAACUCCCAACUCUGUUUCUUUUCCUUCAGCGUUGGGGAAAAAAACAGGGGAGGAAUUAAUGGCGUAAAACUCUUAAUCUGGUCAUUUUUGUGACUUAAUUUGACCAGUUUUGUGACUCCCAGUAAUUCCUUGGAGGUAUGGGGUGUAGGUGGUGCAUCCCCACUGGCUGGAGGCCUGGCCUGGAGUUUGUCCCAUCUAGCUAUGGAGGGCUUUGGGGAGGGGAGGUCUGGAGUAGCUCCUUGUCUCACAGUCGUGUUUGACUUGUCAUUUCUUUAUCGUUUGAGCAAUUCUGUUAGAUGUUGAUUUCCUCUCCUUCUAGAUGUUGAAACAGUUAUUAAGAAUUAAAUAUUUGUUGCAAUAACAAGUCAUUUUGCUCUCAGCAGUAGUAGUAAAUCUGUAGUGUGCUUACUGCUACUGAGUAUGUAGCAGUCACUGUGUCUUGAGUACUGUAGUGUCUUUUUCUGUAAUCAGGCAGCUUUUACAGGUUUUCAAUAGGACCUCUAACUUGACAGAGGUUUUGACUACAGUCCUAUGUAGAACGUUCAGGUAAAAAGAUAAGUUCAUUUACUAAUUUUCACAGCCCUUAAUAUGCACUAGUAGGAAUCUGGAGGAGAAUCCUUUCUCCUUUUCCCCAGACUUCGACUUGGUGUACACUGUAAAAUCUGCACAGAGGUUUCUGAUGUGUGAAGAUUUAAUUUUGAAAAUGUAGAACCAACAAUCUUCUUUAAACAUUUUGUAUCGUGUGCUAACUAUCCAUAUGCCUUUGAAAGUCAGAUAUAGUCCACUGCAUUUCUUGCUUUUGCACUACUGAAAAAGUUUUGUAUUGAAUUAUAGAAAUUGAUGCCACUUACACUUCAGGUGUGAACAGAUGAAAUUUGAAUAGAAAUAUUUUCAAAAUAAUCAUUCUCCCUUCUGAGAAAACGGUGAGCACAGUGCCUGUGCCAAAACUCUUGUGCUGUAAACUGAAUAUAUAAUUUGUGUGGAACAUGCAAUGUUACACUUCUGUGUGGUAAAACCUUGCAGCGUCAGUUACUCUCUUUAUUGCACUUGACAUAUGAUGUCUUGUUUUAUUCACACUGUGGAUUUGAUUUUCCAGUGUAAAAACAUAGCAUACAACCAAAAAGAAACCAUGCAAUGUAUUCAAUUUCCUCAAUUGGUGUCAUGAACUUUCUAUUGAUGUGAACUUUUUCCUUUGCUUCUCUUUGUUCCAAACUCUAUUUUGCAAUAAACAUUUUGACAGUAAAUUUUA
Molecule: messenger RNA, 6019 nt
Organism: Phasianus colchicus (ring-necked pheasant)
Lineage: Eukaryota; Metazoa; Chordata; Aves; Galliformes; Phasianidae
Gene: MAP3K20
Product: mitogen-activated protein kinase kinase kinase 20
Biological process (GO): protein phosphorylation
Cellular component (GO): cytoplasm
Molecular function (GO): MAP kinase kinase kinase activity; ATP binding; protein binding
Source: RefSeq, a predicted model, not a curated record